This is a messenger RNA of Scheffersomyces stipitis CBS 6054, 1347 nucleotides long. RefSeq lists its product as uncharacterized. The annotation marks the transcript as partial. NCBI's taxonomy places the organism in Eukaryota, Fungi, Ascomycota, Pichiomycetes, Serinales, Debaryomycetaceae. The transcript has a single exon. The record is from RefSeq and is a predicted model, not a curated record. Gene Ontology annotation, molecular function: protein binding.
AUGUUGUCUCUCGAUCCCGCGGGCUUCAUUGCUGCCUUUGUUGUUCUUUCGGUCGUGGUGUUUCUAACCUUAUACAUCUGUGCCUAUAGACUCUUUUUUGCCAACUCCGACCGCAAUGACUACACGUUUAUAGGCUCCGACUUCAUGGGCUCGCAGUCGUCAGAUGUUCCACGUGAGUUUCUCAAUGACGAAGAAGCAUUGACCCAUUUGGCUGAAACGUACGACUUCACGGGUUUGUCUCCUGAAGAGCAAUCAUCCUAUUUGAAGGGUGAAGAAUUCACCAAAACGAAUCCACCCCAUUUCCAAAAUACCCGAGGCAAGUCGUUCACACCAGACGAUGACAAAACCAUUAAAGAUUGUGGGACUACGGCCUUUUUCUUCGAGCCAGAGACAGACGUCCUCUCUUCCAGAUACCUUGUAGCCGAUAGAACGGAACUUAGCUUCCACAACAACGACGCUCCGUACUCCACAGCCACUGCCGUGAUGAACUACGCUCUUCCUACAAAGAACAGAUUGUAUUCCGAUACUAUCUACUUCGAAACAAAGGUGUAUGAGUACGACAAUUCUGGCAACCCAAAUGCCCAUUUCUCUAUUGGUUUAGUUACCAAACCGUACCCCUCCUCGUUCAGAUUGCCUGGUUAUAACAAGUUCUCCAUCGGAUACGAGUCUACAGGAAAUUUGAAGAUCAACAAACCUUUCCCAACACCCUUACAACAGCAUCAGGGAGAACAGAGCGAGUACAACGCUUUAGUAUUACCACCUUUACAGGAGUCAGACGUAGUGGGUUUUGGCUACGUAGCCACCACCGGAACUAUUUUCAUUACUCGUAACGGUAAGAAGAUUCUCGAUGUAAUGAGAGGCUGUUUUGUGGACAUGUACCCUGCUGUAGGGUGUUUCCUGACAAAUGCCAAGUUCCAAGUCAACAUAGGCCAAUUGGGCUUUGUAUGGAUCGAAGCCAAUGUGAGAAAGUAUGGGUUUGUAUCUACCAGCGAGUACAAAAAGAUCCAGGGUGAUCGUGGCUUGGUAGCCUUGCCCCAGUACGAUUCGGUCAUUAGCAAUGAAGAGGACAAGAUCCUCGACAAAGGUGAGGAGCUCCCUCCGCGUUACCCAGAGGACGAAUUGGACUUCUUUGGCCGCUCUAGUAAGGACAUUGUUCGUAUUGGUUCAUCUUCUAGGUCGCAAGCACCACAUACUACUGAACAUUUGAGCAACGAAAAAGAAGAACACGUAGAUGAGGACGAAGAAGUGAAAGAGCCUAAAGGCACCGAGCUUGGCCCCUCUUCUGAAGUCACGGACGAGCCUGAAGAGAUCAUGGACUUGCGUGAGAGAAUCUACGAGCAACAGAUC